UAAACAUUGCCAUGGUUAUGCUUAAAACGUUUCAAUGACCAGCCGUUUGAUUGAGAGAUACUCAUAAACUUCGAAACGACUUAUGACAAGUGUUCAAAUAUCUUGUGCAAUGAGGAAAGGCGAGAAGGCUGGGGCCAAGGAGGAUAGUCCAGAUCUUCAGGGCACCAGUUCUGGCACUGAGGUUGAAAUGAUUGCGGCAAAGCCAACCAAAGUGAACAGUAAAACAACUUGGUUUCAAAAAAGUUUCGGUUUGAUUGGGGCCUAUUCCAGCAUCAAGAGAGAAUUUUUUAUCAAUGCCGUAAAGCAAAUCGAGGGUUUUGCAGACAACCUUUUCAACAUAUUUGAUUCAAAUGACAAGGGUGUUUUGAGCGUUCAGGAACUUGUUGGUGGUUUUGGACUUCUCAUUCAGGAUAAAAACCAAAGAAAUGGCAGGCAGCUUCUCGAAUGGUUUAACAAUUAUUUCAAAGAGGUCAGUGACGAGGCAUCUCAUAUCAGUCGGGAAACGUUUGCACAAUAUUUGAAAGAUGAAGAGUUUGUUGGUCAUCUUUUCACGGUCUUUGAUUUGGAUGGAAAUGGAGAAAUUCAGAUGAAAGAGUUUAUUAGUAGUUUGGACCGUCUAGAAUGUGCAUCUGUGGAUAGUAAGUGGUAUAGAUGGAUAGAAGAUCACUUCAACAUAGACGAGUCUUCUGACAGGAAAAUAACUUUCGACCAAUUCAAAAAUGCCCUUCGUCUAAAAAAGUCGUUCUUUUCCGAAAGAUUUUUUUCCAUGUUUGACACGGAUGGUGAUGGUUCAAUUGAUAUGAAAGAAUUGGUCAAUGGUUUGCAAAUAUUAACGAAAGGUACUCAAUCCGAAAAACUCAAGUUCCUCUUUAACGUUUACGACAUAGACGGGAGUGGUAGUCUUAACAAAGAAGAAAUGCGAAUUGUCCUAGAAUCGUGCGUCCAAGAGAGCCAUAUCAAGUUCACUAAAGAUCAAAUGGAAGAGCUCGUCAGUGCUCUGUUUGAAGAAACCGACGCAGAUAAAAACGGUCAGAUCACAUUCGAGGAAUUUUCAUCUUGUUUAUCCAAGUUUCCCGGUGUGGCUGAAAAUCUCACAAUAGCAGCUGGAAACUGGCUAAAUCCUCCUGAAGAGAAAGCAAGGAGACGGUUGAGGGAUCGCACUCGUUCGAAGAUGCGAUGGGCCACUGUUAAGAAAAAUGGACUCACCGUACUCUUCGUAAUCCUGUACUUCCUCGUGAACGCUGCGUUGUUUAUCUGGGUGGCCAUUCAGAGGAAAGACGAAGGUGGUUGGGUGAUAGUCGCUAGGGUCCACGGAAUGUGCUUAAAUUUCAACGGCAUGUUCGUAUUGGUUCUAAUGCUGAAACACUCGCUAACGUGGUUGAGGUCAACUAGAGUUGGAAAAUAUUUUCCGAUUGAUCAUCACAUUGAGUUUCAUAAGGCUGUGGCGGUGGUGAUAUUUGUACAAGGCGUUUUGCAUUUCAUUGGACAUCUUGGUAGAUACAUUACCACUGAUUCAAAUAUCGAAGUCUGGGAGUAUUUAUUUACAACAAAGUCUGGUGAAGGAUGGGUGAAUGGAACAGCUGGGAUCACCGGUGUUUUAUUGUUCGUCGUUUUUGGUGUAAUGGCAGUCAUGUCGUUGCCUGUAGUCCGUCGCAAAGGGCACUUUGAGCUGUUCUUCUAUACCCAUCAUUUAUUCGUGGUUUGGUGGAUACUGCUCAUUCUUCACGCACCUAACUUCUGGAAAUGGUUCAUUGCUCCUGCAGUGAUUUACUUAAUCGAGAGAAUCUUCAGUCUGCGUAUUGUCAACAAAGCUCGCUUUGGAAAAACGUUCAUAAAGGAGGGAGUAAUUUUCCCGUCAAAGGUCACUCAUUUAAUCAUUCCACGAUCGCAAAAUUUCAAGUACAAAUCAGGGGACUACGUUCUAGUAAACAUUCCACACAUAGCAAAAUACGAAUGGCAUCCUUUUACGAUCAGCAGCUCUCCGGACCAGACUGAAACAAUAUGGCUGCAUAUCCGGGGGGUGGGCACUUGGACCAACAAGUUAUAUGACUAUUAUAACGAGGAGUCGAAGAAUAAAGCUUCUGUUACCAAAAUUUCAAGAAGGAAGACCAUAUCUUACAUCAUAAAAGAAGAAAGGAACAGUGAAAAGUAUUUACGUCGGCGUAGACUUUAUAGUUCUUUCAAAGAAGGGGAAGAAAAGAAGAAAGAUGAAGCGAGUACUUCAGGCAACAACAACAUGAACCGAACGCAGCAGACGUUUUAUGCUAUCCCCGAGGAAACAGAUGAAAAUUCCAAAUCAAUUGCUUUGAAGAGUGUAGGGAAGAUCCCCAGUUCCCAUUCGCUUUCGGAGUCAACUGACAGUGGAAUUGGGAAAUUAGAAAUAUAUCUGGAUGGUCCGUAUGGAGCACCCGCUGAGCACUUCUUCGAGGCUGAACACGCAGUGUUGGUUUCCAGCGGAAUUGGCGUUACACCGUUUGCUUCUAUCUUGCAAACAAUAAUGUUGAGAUACAAAAGCGCCUCACACAUGUGCCCGAAUUGCGAAUAUUCGUGGGUGGGAAAUGUACCAUUUUCUUUGCGAAAAUUACAAAAGGUCGACUUCUUCUGGAUCAAUCGCGACCAAGCGUCGUUCGAGUGGUUCAUCAGCCUUCUCGCUCAGCUGGAAAUGGAACAGUCGGAGCAACGUGGGGUGUUCAGCGAACAUUUUUUGGAUAUGCAUAUUUACAUGACUGCUGCUCUGAAGAAGGAAGACAUAAAGGCAGUCGGUCUGCAGCUGGCUUUGGAACUGAUACAUGAAAAGAAAGAAAAGGAUCUGAUAACUGGCUUGAAAACCAGAACAAACCCUGGACGACCUGACUGGGACCAGGUAUUCAAAGGGCUAAGUGAACAAAAUCAUGGUCAAGUGUCAGUAUUCUACUGCGGAAAUCCAGCCCUUGGCACGAUUCUGAGACGACAGUGCGAGAAAUACAAGUUUGAAUUUCGUUCAGAGAAAUUCUAGGUGAUCAGAAGGCCACGCGUAAUAUAAUAUGAUAUAAUCUUCAGUAUUUUUGCCCAAUGAUUAUACUUUUCACUGGAACUCUGUUUUUGACUGGAAACUGUGGAAUAAUCCCCCUGAAUAUUUAGGGAAGAUAAGGUCUUAAUUCCCUGUUUACUAGCUUUUCUUUUCUAACCUAAGCAAUUGAAUACAAUCUUGUCGGGAAUGAUGUACAUUUGAUACAAAUUUGAUAUUUUUUGUAAAUCCUUCUAUUCCCGUAGAGAUAGAAUGCUGUAAGGAAUAGCGUUUUUUAAUAAAGUUU
Messenger RNA from Dendronephthya gigantea, 3293 nucleotides. RefSeq names its product NADPH oxidase 5-like. The record is from RefSeq and is a predicted model, not a curated record. Lineage: Eukaryota; Metazoa; Cnidaria; Anthozoa; Malacalcyonacea; Nephtheidae. The transcript is spliced from 15 exons. Gene Ontology annotation, cellular component: plasma membrane; NADPH oxidase complex. The coding region runs from base 83 to 2995 and encodes 970 amino acids. Gene Ontology annotation, molecular function: calcium ion binding; superoxide-generating NAD(P)H oxidase activity. Gene Ontology annotation, biological process: superoxide anion generation; defense response.